Molecule: messenger RNA, 4369 nt
Organism: Stegodyphus dumicola
Lineage: Eukaryota; Metazoa; Arthropoda; Arachnida; Araneae; Eresidae
Product: thrombospondin type-1 domain-containing protein 7B-like
Biological process (GO): actin cytoskeleton organization
Cellular component (GO): plasma membrane
Source: RefSeq, a predicted model, not a curated record
UGCAAUAUAGGCAUCGAAUAGUACUGCAGGCGUCCCAAAAUGGGGGAAAAGCUUGUCCAGAUCGUCUGGAAGCCAGGCCGUGCUCAUCUGUUUUAAAUUGCCUUGAACCCAGUAAUAAAUCUCAGUCUUAUAUGAAACUUUGGAACAUAGACGAUGAGGAAAUGAGAUUAUCUACAUAUGAAUGGAACACAGGCGAGUGGAGUGAGUGCCAGAUUCCAGUAGAAACCCAGCAGUGUGGUAUAGGAUUUCAAAUUCGAAAUGUUAGUUGUAUUGACAACAAGACGGCACUUGUCGUGGAGCCUCAUCUGUGCUUGACAGCUUCCAAAGACACGGCCUCUGUCCCUUCUGCUGUCCGGUCAUGUGAAAUCACUUGCUCUCCUCGGUGCGUCCUGACGACCUGGUGUUCAUGGACAGAGUGCGUUUAUGGAUACAAGUCCAGAAGAUCACGUGGCAGGGAGCUCGUAGAUGCCGGCGAAUCCAACACCAAGUGCUUGCAACAUAAGUUAUCAGAAACUGAGGAUUGCCCAGUCUUUCCACCUGUACAAACUGGGAAGAUUUCAGACAUUGCCCAUUGGUUAUCCUGCAUUGUGGAUGAAGCCAAUAUGACUUUAUUAGCUGUAAAUGGUCGUAUUGUUCGGCAUGCUUGUGGUGAAGGAUACCGUUACAAAGCAGGUGUACAAAUGAAUUCAAAACUGGGAAUAGGACCUGGGCUUGAAAAAGAUUUUUGCUGGGUUGACUGCCCCAUUGACUGUCAAAUGUCAGAGUGGAGCGAAUGGAGCACAUGUGAUGUACCUUGCGGUAAAGGCUUUAGAGAAAGAAGACGACAAGUGGUAGUGCCAGCAAAUCAGCUAGGAAGGCCAUGUCUGGGCACAGUGGAUAAAAUGGAAAUCCAGAGAGAUGUCUGCUACAUACCUUGUUCAGAUUUCAAGUGGUCAGUCAAGGGUUGGAGUCACUGUAAACUGGAUGACAACGAGUCAUCAGGAUGUGGCAACGGUACACGAUACAGGACUAUUAAAUGCUUGGACCAGCGAACGGAACAGGAAGUGGAGGAGAUUAAAUGUGAUCCUCUGCACAAACCUACAUCCGUAGAAAGGUGUAGGAUUCAUUGUCCUGGAGAGUGCGUUUUAUCCUCAUGGAGCGUCUGGAAGGAAUGUUCCGAACCAUGUUCCAGCGAUAAUUUCCUGGAAAUGCACCGAACCAUAAUGAGACAUCCAAAUUCGACAGCCGAUUCUUGUCCUUCUUUGAUAUCUCGGACUCCCUGCAUUUUGAACAAGACCUGUCACCAUUAUAGAUAUGAAAUGGGUCCUUGGGGAUCCUGUAUUUUACCAGAAGGUGCAUUAUGCGGAGAAGGAGUUCAAAAAAGACCACUGCUGUGCCUGAGAAGUGACGGAAGGCAGGUGGAUGCAAUACAAUGCGAAAAGAGCCACAAACCCAUGUCCAUGAAAGAACCGGUGUCAAAGCCAUGCUAUGUCGAUUGCCCUCUCGACUGCGUUAUGUCGGAAUGGUCGGCAUGGAAUGAUAGCGAAUGUAGUGCUUGUGGAAGUCCAGGUGUCAUGAUCCGUAAAAGGUAUAUUCUUCAAUUACCUACGGAUUCGGGACAACCCUGCCCUCCGGAAGUGGAACAACGCAAGCCUUGCCCUUUCAUACCCUGCUACCACUGGAAAUAUUCGGACUGGUCUACUUGCGAUUUGGAGGGAGCUGAUUGCGGUUAUGGUGUGCGGCGACGUGUCGUGGAAUGCAUUCGUUACGACGGACUCCAAGUAGACAAGAUAUACUGUUUGACUGUCAAUGCCACUUUCCCCAGUCGUGAUUGGCUGGAUCCUUCCUGGUUGGCCCUGGCUCACGAAGAAAGCCAAGAAGAACAGAUUUGUCAUGUACCAUGUCCCGGUGAUUGUAUAAUGACCGAAUGGACGAAAUGGAGCCAUUGUCAAAAGAAUUGUCGUAUUGGUCAAACAUUUGGUUAUAAAACAAGUUCUCGGAAGAUUCUGUACCCUCCCCGCCAGACAUCUGAUUCAUGUCCAGUACAGCUAUGGAGAACGCGACCUUGUUGGACUGACGACUGCGGUUUCUUUCGAUGGAAAGUCAAGAAUGAUUCUUUAAUAUGUGUAGGAAGGUACAGUGUCGUCGUGGAAGGUGGCUGCACCUCCGAACCGCGGCCUUGUUUGAAGAACUGCGAGGAACUAGGCGGUCGCUGUGAUCCUUCAACGGGACUUUGUCACUGCCUGGAUGCUAAGGGACACGUGGUAUCGAGUCCGUCCUCCGAUUAUUCUGAGCGAUGCGUAGUCAUGAGCAGGGGUCCACAUCCUCCAGCCAACCAUUCCGCGCCCACACCAGAAAUACGCCUCAAGUAUUAUCCAGAUGACAGCCAAGUCAGUUUCUGGAUGUACGCCAUGAUUUCCAUCGGCACAGCGUUCGUCAUCUUCGUUGCGGUCACAGUUUACCUCAUGUGUCGUUCCAGUCUUCGCCAGAGGUCGGUCAGCGUCGAAAGACAACCGAGCCUUCGAAGACGAACGAACGUGAUAAAGCAGACGAAAAAUCAUUCCUCGCUAGAGGAUGCUGCCAUUCAUUCGAACAACUGCUCUCUCUAGGAAUUUAGAACUUCACGGAACACCAAUAAAAACGUCAUAUAAAGUCAUUGCAUAUCAACGCUAUUUCAUUUCCUUUUUCUUUUUUUAUUAACAUUAUUUAUUUUAGUUCAAUUUCGUGUGCUAAUUUUCUGCAUAAAUAUUCACGCUUUAUUCAGUUCAUUUCAUUAAAAAUUGGCUUUACUCAUUUACUAACAGAAUGAAACUUUAUCUUUUUUUGUGAAUGUAUUUUUGACAAUUAUAAGAAAAUGUUUAAGUAAGUGAUUGAGCACAAGAUGAUGCCAUAAGAGUUUUAUUAAAAAUCUCAAAAUUCAGUUGAAUUAUUAUUUUCAUAACUAUAUUAAUGAAAUCUGUAAAAUAGAAAACUGUGUUGUGUUUCCAUGUGUGUAAGAAGAAAAUGUUCCAAAAUCAUAACUGAUUUCUUCUAUUUACAUGUUAAUUUUUUAUUAUUAUUUCGAUGGUUAAUUUUCUUAUAAUGGAAACUGAUUCCUGUGAAAUAUGUGAUAUUUUACCAAAGAUAAGGUCAUAUUUAAUAAUAAUCAAUAAUAAUUUCCGGAUAAUAACUCUGGGAAAAAAGAUUCUACGCUCCAAAUAUGUUACGUUAAAUAAGGGAAUUUGAUUUGCAAAGCAGCAUUUUAUUUCAUGGAAUGCCAUUAAUUUCUUUAACUCUGUUCUGAAAUAUUUUAUCAAAUAAUUAUUGUAAUCUUCUGAAAUAGAAGAUAAUCGACACUGUGACGAGAUGUAAUAUUCCUAAACGAUUUCAGAAUGUACUCAAUAGGAGAAUUCAUUCAAAGAGUAUUGAAAGCUUGUUAUUGAGUUACUGGUUACCUAAAUUCAUUGAUAAAACGUUGUUGCGUGUAUGUGUCAAGAAAUUGUGAUGGAAUUCUCGUAGAACUUCAGUGUCAUGUUGGCAUUAUAACUUCGAAACAUUCCUGUUAUUAUUCAUAAUCUGUUGUGGCAUAUUUAAUGUAUUUGUAUGAAGUUCAAGAAGUACUUUCCUUUAAACAAAAUGUGUCAUCAGAUUGUGAAAUUCAUAGAACUGCUGCUCAUUUGACGUCUCAUCGGGCUGAAGUUAACUUAUAAAGAGUGGCAAAACAGCCUACAGUGAAAAAACUCUUAUUUUGCAUAUCACAGAGACUUACAAACCUUGAUAAAAAGUUGAGAGUUAUCACAUGACAUAUGUAUACGUUCAUUGUGAAUAUCACAACAGUGUUGUAUCGUUUUCUGUUAAUCACAAAGAUUGUGAGUUUCCUAUCGUAUAUCACUUGAAACAUUUGUUAUGCAUUUAUUAAUACAGGUAGUGGUCAAUAUCUAAAGUAUUUAUUGGAAUUCAUAAAUUGAACAGAUUCAUAUAAUCUAGCUAAUUUGAAUGAGGCAAUGAGACAAAUAUAAGAGAAGACGCCGUGUAUGUAACCGUAUAAGAAAAUUUAAUUCUUUGGAAAGAAGAUUAGAAGGGUGGUUAGCUGUGGCUUUAAUGCUACACAAAUAUCAAUUACUGAAACGAGAGACUUAAUCUUCAUGUAUAGUAUAUAAAUAUAAAUUAUCUGGUUAAAAAUCAGUAUUCUACAAUCACAUUCUGUAACUGGAAGUUCUUAAACUAUAAGUAAAUAACAUUAAAUGAUGUUGUGUACUUCUAUCUGUUACAGAAAUUCCUAAUCUUCCCCUUUUAUUUUAUUUUUUUUUUUAAGUAUUGUGGUGCUGUUUUAACUUCUGUAAUGUAAAUGAGCAAAUGUCUCUGGUCUUUCAGAUGUCGAAUAUUAUUUGUAAUAAAACUGUUAAUUAAA